AUGAAUGUCAACAAGAAACUCGAUCGUUUCAAACAAUGGGCAGGAGAGCGGAUGGGUGGGGAAGUCAAGACCAAUGUAUCCGACGACUUCAAGGCCAUGGAGGUCGAGAUGGGCCUUCGUCAGGAGGGUCUCGAGAAAAUGCAGCGGUCAAUGAAUGCCUAUAUCAAAGCCAUCUCCAAACGGUCCGAGGUGGAGGGCAAAGAGAAAACACUUCCGAUCGCCUACAUGGGCGGGACCAUGAUUUCUCAUGGCGAAGACUUCGAGUCGGAUUCAGAAUAUGGACAGUGUCUCAACAUGUUUGGCCGAACACAAGAACGAUUGGCUCGCACGCAGGAAACCUACAUCACGAACGCCACCACUUCCUGGCUGGAGUCGCUCGAAAGGUCUCUGGUCCAACUGAAAGAAUACCAGGCCGCCCGCAAACGGCUCGAGACACGCAGACUGGCUUAUGAUACAUCGCUUGCCAAAAUGCAGAAGGCCAAGAAAGAAGACUUCCGCGUCGAGGAGGAACUGCGAACUCAGAAGGCUAAAUAUGAAGAAUCGGCGGACGAUGUUCAGCGCAGAAUGGAAGAAAUUCGCGAAUCAGACCCUGAGAGCGUGGCUGAUCUCGCAGCAUUUCUUGACGCCGAAUUGGCAUAUCACGAUCAAUGCAGAGAAGCACUGCUGCAACUAAAGAGCCAGUGGCCCGCUAGAGCACAGAUGUCGAAUCGAAGUAUCCGUCCCAAUCCGCGAUCAAGAUCAAACACUGUCCGGUCAUACACCCAGACUGUUGAGCCAGCAGAGGAAACACCAGCUGUCGUCGAGGUUCGCCCGACCAUCAAGUCGAACCGGAGUGGCCGUUUUGCGGACCAACCAACUUCUGACUACUCUCCAGCGCGCCCAAAUUACGCCAGAGCCACUACAUUCAACGACUCCCCCACACCUAGGGACCUGUCGCCUGCUACAAGGCCUGGGAUUGCGCGAGUUCCCAGCGAUUCCUUGAUGAUUCGGACAGCCCGAUCGCAGCUACGAAGCGUGGACGAACAGGAUGUCUUUGCAGAUGAGUCCGGGUCUUACACAAACAGUGGCUCCGACCGCGGCUACGGAGAACAAUCCGUAUCUCCUGCGACUUCACAUGGCAGUGAAUCAGUGACCCUACUGGGUGGGAAAAAGAGUGCUGUACCGCCUCCCCCUCCUCCAUCACGCUCGAAAAAACCACCACCUCCACCUGUACCAGCAAAGAGAACUGUUCUCACUUGA
This is a messenger RNA of Fonsecaea nubica, 1239 nucleotides long. RefSeq lists its product as hypothetical. Gene Ontology annotation, cellular component: cytoplasm. Gene Ontology annotation, molecular function: protein binding. NCBI's taxonomy places the organism in Eukaryota, Fungi, Ascomycota, Eurotiomycetes, Chaetothyriales, Herpotrichiellaceae. Bases 1 to 1239 code for a protein of 412 amino acids. The record is from RefSeq and is a predicted model, not a curated record. The transcript has 4 exons.